GUGACAUGCAUUACGCAGGACUGCGGCACACCGUGACUAUCCUACUGGCCAUGUAAAGACAGCAGAAGACCCUAGUGACCUUUUCCUCCCAGGACCAUCGUCGUCGACCAUGGCAGGAUUCGUCGAUGGCAGACCCGCCAAGCUAAGAGCGGCGUGCGACGCCUGUAGCGAGUCAAAGGUGCGGUGCAGUCAGGCGAAGCCUACCUGCGGGCGAUGUGAGAAGAACGGCAUCCAGUGCAUCUACGGGCUGUCGCGCCGGAGUCACAGGUCGGCCGCUCGGGUCGGGGAGUCAUACCACCAAGUGGCGCCGCCGAAUGCUUCCUCGUUCAGCAACGCCAACCUAUCAUUUCUAAGUCCGACCCUAUCUCGGCUAUUUCCGUCUUCCGCCGGCGACGGCACCUUGAACGGCGCGGAAGCGCACGCGGGGAUCUAUGCCGACUGCUCUUUUGCACAUCCUAAUAUGCUGUACUUUCGGAGCCUGGAUUAUGAGGGCGCCGCGGCGGCAUCGGCGGCGGCGGACUACGUGGAGAGGAACUCUCUCCUGUUCCCCACGGGAAGCCACUUGAAUUUACCCCAAGACCAAGAACUGAUCGGCCAGCCGCGGCGGCUCUCCUCCCUUUCAUCUUCCUCACGAGGAUUUGAUGCAGGCCACCCGAACACUACAGCCUCAUUAACUACCGCGGCCGAGCUGCCCGACGAGUCCUGGCCCUGGCCCUCCAUAUACCCCGACGGUAGACGGUUGUUAAGUCCGGAUAAGGGCAAGGAUAUAUGUCCGUCGAAUCACCGCGUGAGGUGCAGUUGCGCGUCCCGGCUGGUCGGGUCGCUCCACAUGUUACAGUCCGCGUGGCUAGGUGAGCAGCCGUCCUUUGACGUGCAGCUAUCACGCUUGAGGAAGGCGACUAAGCUUUCCGAGGACUGUAUAAAGUGCGCGUGCCAAUCUAAAGACGAACUCGUUACUGUUACGAUUGGCAUUCUAUUAUUCCGCAUCAUUCAGGGGUUCGAGACAGCUCUAGCGCUGGCCCGACCCGAUGGGCAGGGCACAGUACUGAUACCGCGGCCUUCUCGCCCGCAUUCGGCCGCCCCGUCGCCGCCACUCCUGUGGGGGAGUAUGCAAUUCGACCACGAGGAGAUGGAGCACAUGAAACAGCAUCUAUGGCUGCUCCAAUUUCGGAAGCUGGAGAAGAUUCUAGAGUCGCUUGGCGAGUCUGUAACUAGGAUGAGGGCUGCGGGGGCGCAGACGAGAGGGGAGGGAGACAAUCACGAUGAUCUACAAGCGCAUAUCUCGAGCAUCGGCGGCGGCAGCAACAGCCUCAACAGCAUCAUUGGAGGCAGCAAGGGAGGGGGCGGCAGUAAUUCCGCUUUCGUUAUGGCGUGCGAAUGCAUCCACAUGUGGCUUAACCAGCGGGCGCGAGCGCUCCGAGAGAAGUACGUAGCACAAUGCUCUCCGCACGUAGAGCCAGCGCGGUGACACGCAAAGCCGUCGGACAACUGUAGGAAUAGUCAAAUACAAGGAUGACGCGAGC
Molecule: messenger RNA, 1523 nt
Organism: Durotheca rogersii
Lineage: Eukaryota; Fungi; Ascomycota; Sordariomycetes; Xylariales; Xylariaceae
Exons: 2
Coding region: 110-1468 (452 amino acids)
Biological process (GO): regulation of DNA-templated transcription
Molecular function (GO): zinc ion binding; DNA-binding transcription factor activity, RNA polymerase II-specific
Source: RefSeq, a predicted model, not a curated record